Messenger RNA from Trichoderma atroviride IMI 206040, 480 nucleotides. RefSeq lists its product as uncharacterized. Lineage: Eukaryota; Fungi; Ascomycota; Sordariomycetes; Hypocreales; Hypocreaceae. Gene Ontology annotation, molecular function: fatty acyl-CoA hydrolase activity. The record is from RefSeq and is a predicted model, not a curated record.
AUGAGCAAAAUCAACAAUGAAGACGACAUCGAAAGAGUCCAAGACUGGUUGGACAAGUUUGGAAAAGACAAGGGAUGGGUGCAUAGCCUCAUCCCCGCGAUCAAAAUCGUCUCAACAGAUUCCACUCUCCCUCACCCCUCUGUAACCUUCUCCUUCACCGUCCAGGACGAACACACCAAUGGUAUGGGCAACCUUCACGGCGGCGCUGCUGCCACUCUUCUUGACUUCUUAACCUCCACGGCCCUCUCGCUUGUCAGUAAGCCCGGCUUCUGGCAGAUGAUGGGCGUCAGCCGCACCUUGAAUACUACGUAUAUGCGCCCUAUCCCGGCGGGCAUGGAGGUGCUUAUACACGGCGAGAUCCUGCAGGUGGGAAAGAGGCUGUGUGCUUUGAGAGGCACUGUUAGGAGAAAAAGCGAUGGGGAGCUGCUUUGCAUUUGUGAGCACAACAAGGCCAACGUUGACCCGGACCCCAAGUUAUAA